CAAAUGAACCUCUCAAUUUUAUUCAGCCGAACAACCAGUCAUAUCCACAGCGGCAAGUUAGCAGUUGAUGCCGUGCCACUGAGCCUUGGGCAAGAGUUUGGUGGAUACGCGCAGCAGAUAGGAAACGCAAUCGAACGUGUGAACGCCACCUUGCCACGACUGUACGAACUUGCUAUCGGCGGCACUGCUGUCGGCACCGGUCUCAACACGUACAAAGGCUUUGCCGAGAAAGUCGCUGAACAAAUAGCGCAACUGACGAAGUUGCCAUUCACCUCAGCAAGGAACAAGUUCGAAGCGUUGGCAGCACACGACGCUAUGGUCGAAGUGCAUGGCGUCUUUAAUGUUCUGUCAUGUAGUUUGAUGAAGAUCGCUAACGACAUCCGAUUCCUUGGUUCAGGGCCUCGAUCCGGGCUUGGAGAGUUAAUUUUGCCUGAAAACGAACCCGGUAGCAGCAUCAUGCCCGGCAAAGUAAAUCCAACCCAAUGCGAAGCGGUGACCAUGGUCGCGGCUCAAGUGAUGGGCAACCAGGUUGCUGUUAGUGUUGGAGGCUCUAACGGUCACUUCGAAUUAAACGUAUUCAAGCCGAUGAUCGUCCGCAACGUAUUACAGUCUUGUAGACUGUUGGCCGACGUUAUCACUUCGUUCACCGACCGCUGCGUCGUUGGCAUAUCGGCUAAUGAAACCAGGAUAAAAAAACUGAUGAGGGAGUCGCUGAUGCUUGUCACCGCCCUGAAUCCUCACAUCGGUUACGACAAGGCGGCUCAGAUAGCAAAGCUGGCCCACAAGGAAGGCGCGACGCUGAAAGAGACGGCCAUCAAACUUGGAAUUUUGACCAGUGAACAGUUCGACAAAUGGGUCAGACCGGAAAAGAUGCUGGGCCCGAAAUAG
Molecule: messenger RNA, 888 nt
Organism: Soboliphyme baturini
Lineage: Eukaryota; Metazoa; Nematoda; Enoplea; Dioctophymatida; Soboliphymatidae
Source: the annotation of a GenBank genome assembly